This is a messenger RNA of Didymodactylos carnosus, 1283 nucleotides long. NCBI's taxonomy places the organism in Eukaryota, Metazoa, Rotifera, Eurotatoria, Philodinida, Philodinidae. The record is from the annotation of a GenBank genome assembly.
ACAAGAUUUUUAAAAAAAUGUUAUAUUUCGAUAUGAAAUGGUUAAUUAGGUCCCGAAAAUGUUCAUCCCGGUCCCGAUCCCAAUCCCGUCGGGAUCGGGAUCGGGAUCCCGAACAAUACCUCAGUGACAGUGAAACCGGGAUCCCGAACAAUACCUCAGUGACAGUGAAACCGGGAUCCCGAUCUCGAUCCCGACGAGAUUGGGACCGGGUUCGGGAAAAAAAUAGGGAUCGGGAUAAUCCCGCCGGACCCUAUCCUCUAGAUUUUUAUUGCUUCUUUCAGCAUGACCAGGAAAACUUCAUCUUCCGGAAAAGAAAACGCAUUGUGAAAUAUAACAGAAAAACUUUGACAGAAAGGGACCGAAUUUUGAGGAGGGAGCCCUCCUCCUAAUCGGUAACUCUGAUUGUGGGUGCAGGUCUAGCUAGCAACAUGACUUUAACAUACACACACACACUCGCAUUGUUUUUUCUUAUAUAAGCAGAAUUUUUUUCUAAAUAAUUCUAUUAAAUAUACCUCACAGUUUUACUAAUGUUUAGCCUUGAGCUAUUCAGCCUCGAGAUCUCCAUAAAGCUUCUCAUUUUUUAAGCAAUAACUGACAUCAGACGGAUGUUUCAAUAGACAGACUUGUCAACGAGUCAAAAUUUAGAUAGACUGAAUGUUUUGUUCAACCACAUGUCAACUGUAGAGCACACCGACCGGGUUGUCUUUGAGUUGGUAAGAAACAAACAGGGGUUCGAUCGUUCUCUUUUAAAAAUUUUCCUAUUGAUAAGAGCUCUAAUUCACUCUUCUAGCUGAAAAAUCAUUACUAUCAGAUCUGCUCUCCAUCAGAAAUUUGAAUAGAUUGGUUGCUUUCAUAACUAUCUACGGUGAAAAAUAGCUUUUCAUUCUCAGACUAUUAUAAAUACUAAAAUUGUUUUUUAAGAACCACAAAUCACCGCGUCAAACAAUUCACGAUAUUCCGACAAGAAACUCAAUUGUGAGGGACGUGCUUGUGCCAGAUGUGGCCUUUGCCGUGAUUGGUAUUGGUAUCCUGAUAGUGGGAGGAAGCAUUAUAUAAAGCGUAGUGAUGCAAGAUGUAUUGGUGAUGACUAUGUUGAUGCUUCUGUUGAUACUUAUGAAGGUAUGCCUGGUGAUUUCUAUUGUCAUCUGAGUUACGUUGAGGAUGAUCAAUAUGAUGAUCUUUAUCUUGAUCUUGAUGGCAUGGAUAUUGAUGGUGUUUUUCAUACUGGUCUUGCUGUUGAUGAAUAUGGUCACCUGUGUGAAUGUCGUACUAAUCAAUACUAG